Messenger RNA from Camelus dromedarius (Arabian camel), 2535 nucleotides. RefSeq names its product nucleolar protein 12 (gene NOL12). Gene Ontology annotation, molecular function: rRNA binding. The record is from RefSeq and is a predicted model, not a curated record. The coding region runs from base 55 to 699 and encodes 214 amino acids. Gene Ontology annotation, cellular component: nucleolus. Lineage: Eukaryota; Metazoa; Chordata; Mammalia; Artiodactyla; Camelidae. The transcript has 6 exons.
CUACACCCGGAAGUGUCUUGGACGAGCGGGACGCGCCGCUGAGGCCUCACCGCUAUGGGCCGCAACAAGAAGAAAAAGCGAGAUGGCGAUGACCGGCGGCCGCGGCUCGUUCUCAGCUUCGACGAGGAAAAGCGGCGGGAGUACCUGACAGGCUUCCACAAGCGGAAGGUGGAGCGGAAAAAGGCAGCCAUUGAGGAGAUCAAGCAGCGGCUCAAGGAGGAGCAGAAGAAGCUCCGGGAGGAGCGCCACCAGGAAUAUUUGAAGAUGCUGGCCGAGAGAGAGGAGGCGCUGGAGGAGGCAGAUGAACUGGACUGGCUGGUGACAGCAAAGACAGAGUCAGUGCAAUAUGACCACCCCAACCACACCGUCACCGUGACCACCAUCAGCGACCUGGACCUCUCCGGGGCCCGGCUGCUCGGACUGCCCCCGCCUGAGCAAGGGGCUGGGCGAGGGUCCGAGGAGGAGGCAUCAUCCGUGGAGAAGCCGACAAGAGCCUUGCCCAGGAAGUCCAGAGACCCCCUGCUGUCCCAGCGGAUCUCCUCUCUCACGGCCUCGCUGCACGCACACAGUCGCAAAAAGGUCAAGAGGAAACAUCCCCGCCGGGCCCAGGACUCCACCAAGAAGCCCCCGAGCGCGACUCGUACCAGCAAGACUCAGCGCCGCCGGCUGACAGGCAAAGCCCGGCACAGUGGGGAGUGAGCCCCAGGAACCAGGCCGGGCCCCAGCCUCGGCUGCAAGGGCCAGGCCUGUCUCAGCUUGGCUGUCCUGUCACCCAGCCUGCACCCAGGUGAUGACGCCACAGCCCAAGCUUGGGAGGCCAGCACCUCUCCAGCCUGGGGCUUGGACUCCAGAAGGCGCAGACAGCCAAGAGCUGGCCUCCCCCAGGAGGAGCCUCCAGGGCCAAGUUUGGGGCAUCUUCCCAAAUGUAUACCCCACCAGACCUUCAUCAGAUUGGUGAAACUAAGUGCGCUUGCGGUUGGUUUGUCCCUGGCCCUGAUGCCGUGUGCCAAGGGCAGGCUUCUGGGAGGUGGAAACUGCUGGGGGGAAACUCACUCUCCAGCAGUUCUCCCUGUGGGUACGAGAAGGUAGUGCUAGGUCCGGGCCCCCGACCCAGGGGGAAGACCAGUGUCACCCCUGGUAGAAUCCAGAGUCUACCUGCUGCUCUGGGAAGUGGGCAGGUGGGUGAGCAGAGCCAGGCUGUGCCUUUUACCAGCUGAGACUUAGGGCUGGGCCCUUCUCAUUGGCUUUAUUGGCCUCCUCAGAAAUCUGUCUCGACUCGUCUGCAAGUCUGGCUUUUUCAGAGCCCGUCAGGAGGCCAGCUGGCAUGAGGGCUGCCACUUCUGCACACUUCUCCCAGGUGAACCUUCAGGUGUGGUUUCAGAGCCGUUGAAAACCAGCCUUGUUGCUUCUUUGUCCAGCUUGUGAGUGACUCACCUCUUCCACACCCUGCUGUUCUCCUGACCGAGCAGGGCUAUUGGCAGACUCCAGGCCCACCUGUGGCAGGUGGACGUGGUGGCAGUGUGGACCCCCGGAGUGCCUGUUCUGGAGGUUGUCAGGCCCUGCUUGUGCUGAUUGACUCCUGUGAUUCUGGGCCAGAGCACAGGAAUUUUGGGUUGAGCCCUGGUUAGGGGAGCCAUGUUGGGCCCUGAUGCUGGGACUGCAAAGGGGAGAAGGAUGAGCUCUCUGCCCCGGUGAAGCUCACGGACCAGUGAGUGUGUGUGAGAGGAACACUGGUACCGGUUCUGCCCAGCCCUCAGGGGUUGGAGGCUCCUGGAGGAGAGGGAGCAGGGACCUGGGAUCUGCAGGGCAGGCCUUCCCCUCUAUGGAGGGCCUGCCAGGAGCAGCCCUGGCCCCCACACUGGGCAGGCGCUCUCCUCAGUCACCAUCAAAACCCUCUGUCUGGUGCUGUCCGGUGGCUGAUGCAGACCUGAGGGCCACACCUGGCUGUGGGAACACGAAGCUCAGGGCUUGUGGCUGGGACGCCCUGUGACCUGGCUUCUCCAUUCCUUCCACCUAUUCUUCCUGCUGCCUUUCUGUUGUCCUCUCCGUGCUUGGGGUGGGGUGCUUUGCCCUGCUUGGUUGCCUCCAUCCAGGGCAGAGGGUGGGGCCUGUUACUGGGCUGUCCAGGUGGUGCUGGUACUCAGCCCAGGGCGGUGAGUCUCAGCCGUGACAGGCCCCUGUGAGCAGGAGCAGAGCUGGGCCUGGGGGGUCUGUGCACACAGGGGUUUGAGUCCUGGCUCUGCUGCUGGCCCACUCUGAGCUCCUCACUGCUGACCUCACUGGGGCUGUUUCCCCAUGUGUAAGGAGAUGUAAGACACCUACCUCUCAGGCCUGCCCUGAGACCGAAGUGAGACCAUGUUCAUGAAGCUGUGGCUCCUGGCAUUCCCGGGGUGCACUUCGGCAUGUGCCCGGCUGCUGCUGACCACUGAGACGUCUGACCUGGCUCUGUCCUCCAUCCCCAGUAACAUGGGAUCUUUUACAAUUUACAUCUACGUUUGUAAUAUUUACUAGUAUUAAAUUCUCAUCUGCCCUCUC